UGAAACUUAAUGAAAGUGGCUGGGAGUCCUCUCUCUCACCCACACACACAGACACACACUUCUUCUUCUGGCACAUUUACACUCACACACAUCCUAGUGCAGGGAGCUGAAGCUCGGCUCAGUCCGGUCCUCUCCUGCUCGAGCGAGGAGCCUGCUGGUGAUCGGACUGUCUCCUGGAGCGAAGAGGCCAAACCGAUUCAAUUUUACAGCCAGGUUCGCCCUCUCUGAAGCUCCAGUUAGUCGGCUGAGGGAGUCGAGGGGGAGAGAACCAGUGGAAGAACAGGAAUAGUGAUGGCUAUGACCGACAUUGUAGAGGAUGACCUGGAUGAGAGGAUGCAGGAGGAGGCGGAGGAUGUGUUCCAGGAGGACGGUGUGGCGUCCCACAUCCCAGAGAUCAUGGCGGCCGGCACCCACUCCCCCGGUGGGCCCAAUGGCAUAAUCCGGAGUCAGUCCUUCGCCGGCUUCAGCACGCUACAAGAACGGCGCUCACGGUGUAACUCCUUCAUGGGGAACUCCGCUGUGCAGAAGAAGCCUCAGUCCAAACCCAAGAAGCCUCACCUGUCCGGACACAAGGGAGGAAGCAGCUCCAGAGACCCGCAGCCCAAAAGGCUGGAGGAGGUUUACACUGCGCUCAAACAAGGCCUGGAUGAGUAUCUGGAAGUGCAUCAAACAGAGCUGGACAAACUCAUGUCUCUGAUGAAGGACAUGAAGAGGAACUCUCGCCUGGGAGUGCUGUACGAUCUUGACAAGCAAAUCAAAACCAUUGAGAGAUACAUGAGACGUCUGGAGUUUCACAUGAGCAAGGUGGACGAGCUGUACGAGGCGUUCUGCAUCCAGAGCCGUCUGAGGGACGGUGCCAGCCGGAUGAAGCAGGCCUUCUCCUCCUCUCCCUCCACUAAAGGCACCAAGGAGAGCAUCGCUGAGGUCAACCGCCGCUACAAGGAAUACACCGAGAACAUGAGCACGUUUGAGAGUGAGCUGGAGAACCUGCUCGGGGAGUUUCAUAUCAAAAUGAAAGGAUUGGCUGGCUUUGCAAGACUCUGUCCUGGAGACCAGUAUGAGAUCUUCAUGCGUUACGGUCGCCAGAGGUGGAAGCUGAAGGGGAGGAUUGAGGUGAACUCCAGACAGAGCUGGGAUGGAGAUGAAAUGGUUUUCAUGCCGCUUAUCACUGACCUCAUCAACAUCAAGGUGACGGAGCUGAAGGGCCUGGCCACUCACAUGCUGGUGGGCAGUGUGAUCUGCGAGACUAAGGAGCUGUUCACCGCCAUGCCUCAGGUGGUGGCUGUGGACGUCAACGACCUGGGCACCAUUAAACUCAACCUGGAGGUCAUGUGGUACCCCUUCGAUGUCGAGGACCUGACUCUGUCGUCCAGCAACGUCAGCAAAGCCACAGCUCUGCAGAGACGAGUGUCCAUCUACAGCCAGGGGACGCCAGAGACACCCACCUUCCAGGACACCUCCUUCUUUUGGCGGCCACAUCCCGUGGAGCGCCAGCGCUUCUCCUUCCUGCACAUGCUCCGAGACACCCUGCUAGAGAAGCUCAGGCGCAGUCGCUCGUUUGGUGACCUGGCCUCGCUUCGGCCAAGGCCCAAAUCCAGUCUGGAGGUCUAUUCCACUCUACCAGAUGAUGUCUUUGAGAACGGCGGCUGUGGCAUGGCAGAAUGCAAGCGUCUCUCCUUUACCUUCUCCGACACCUCUGGUUCCACGGCCAGCCCCAGCCCCGCCCCGAGCUCCCACAGCCAGUCCAACCCGGAGAUCACCGUCACUCCUCCAGAAACUGAACCAUCGCCCACACAAAUCCUCCCGACAAGAGAGGACUCCAUCGCAGAGGAGCAUUUGGUGGAGGAAGAGGAGGAGGAGUAUGAAGAAGAUGGUGAUACAGGUAGUAGAGGAAGCAGGGGCACCAGCGGCAGCCUCGCCAGUGAUGAAGCUGAGGCGACAGAGGACUCAGAGUGGGAACGCACCGAGUCCCAGCGAAACUCUGGCUCCAACCGUGGUUCUGCUGCCCAGUCCCUGUGUUCUGACAGCCACCUGUCUACGGUGGCUCCAGAGGAUGUUUUCCUGGAUCACGCUGAUGAACUGAAACCCGUGGAACUGGACACGGAGGAGGCGGGCAGCCUGACCAGGCAGCUUGUGAAGAGGCUGACGUCUUCUGAAAUCGUGCCCCCCAACGGGAGCUCGGCCGAGGGUGGGGGAAGCCUGAGCUGGGCUGGAGAGGGGAGCAGGGCGUUCCUGGAGAGCAGCCUGGAGGAGGCCAUCCACAGCCUGCUGAUGAGGCUGGAGUCACUGACCCACCGCUGCCGAGAGCUGCAGGACCUGGAACAGGAAGUGAUGCGUCUGGAGGACCUGCUCAAGUGUCGUCUCCCGGGCCACAGGAGCAGGUCGUCCAGCCUCAGUCUGACGGUGGAGAGCGCCCUGGAGAGCUUCGACUUCCUCAACACGUCGGACUUCGAUGACGAGGAUACGGGAGACGAUAACGCCGUCCUCAGCCUCCCCCCGCAGAGGUCGCCGCUGUUUGAUGCCGAUGGAGAGAGGAUCGGGGGCCAGCAUCCAGAAGCCAGAGGACACCUGAGCGAGGCCCUGACAGAAGACACCGGGGUCGGAAACAGCGUGGCGGGAAGCCCCCUGCCUCUGACAACAGGAAACGAGAACCUGGACGUGGCCAUCGUCAUCCACCUGCAGUACUGUAACCACCUCAUACAGUUGUUGACAAACGGGGCGGGUGUGUGGCAGCGUCGCAGUCUGCUCAUCAAACUGUCCGCACAGACUCAGCUGUUAGAAGAACUAGCAGAGCUCAGUGUGGACAGACUGGGAGCCAUCACAUCUGCUGCUGAUGUCCUCCCGGGCCUCGCCGAGCGCCCCGAGCUGAUGACUCUGUGGUCGGAGUGCAGCGGGUCUGCGGGACUUUUCCACACCACACUGGACCGAGUGUUCAAACACAUGAACCAGCGCUACACGGCAGCGCUGCAGGAGAGGCACCCACACAGCGCUGACACAGUGAUUGGUGUCGUAGUGGGUGAGAUGGUUGACAGGAGCGACCUGGUGACGUCACACGACCCUCCCGCCUCUGCUCUGUCCCAGGACGUCCUGACCGUGUUUCAGUUCCACAGCUACAUCUCACAACACGAGGUUCAGGACAUGGAGACGCACCUGCUGCACCUGGCCAGAGAAGAGUUGUUUGCAGAGGCCCUCUGCAGUGGGGACUAUUCUCGGUGUCUAGCGGAGCUGGAGGUGGUGCCGGUGUCGACCCUGUGGCCUAAAAACAGCACCCUGAGGGCCCUGGCCUCCCUGCUCACCGCAGACGACGCUCAGGUCAACGAGGUUGCAGCUGACUACCUCUCCUCAGGAGCGUCACACGGCCACUUCAGGAGCAGGGCUGUGGAGUGCUACACUCAGGCACUGUCAGAGGCCGGAGGUCCGAGCCAGAGGGCGGCUUGUUCAGCUCUCAGCCGCCUGCAGGCUGUCGAGAGCAUCAGGGCGGUGGUAGCACUGUGCGAUUCAGCUGAUGAGGAGCUUCGCCACGUCGCCAUAGAAACACUACUCACAUUUGGUGAGGAGGGGCGGCUGGCAUACGAGCAGCUGGACACCAUGCCGGGGGAAAUGAUCCGACUGGGCACACGGCGAGGAAACGCUGUCACCACGGCCUUCUGAGCCACAGCUCCACGGAGAAGACGAGAGAUCUGAGGAUACCACUGCCCCCCUCAGCUCCACGCCACGCUGCACCUCACAGGGCUGUUCAUUUACUGAUCAGUUUAUUGAUCUCCAACCCGCCGCAUUCGAUCACUGUUCUUACUGAUACUGCCUCUUACAAGGAACUAACACCAAACAAACAGUCUUAACCACCAAGACACACAACCUAUACCCCUCCUGCACACACACACAAACGUUGUUCCGCCACCUUUACUCCCGCACACCCCCUCACUCACCCCCUUCCUCCCCCCCUGCGUUCUGAGCCAGGAACACUGGUCACGUUGAGGUUUCUCUUGAGCACAGCUUUGACGGGACACGAAGCCACUGAACGCUGUGGAAACUGGAAGCAGUGCAUCCUCACACAAACCACACGCCAACGCGCACAACACACGUAUCACUCACCCACUGAUUAACUCUCGUCUUGGCUGUUGCAGCAUCAGUCGUGUCAAGCAAUAUUCUAACUAUGACCUUUGUAUAAUCACUGUUUAUCACACGUUUAAGUUGGUGGCUUUUGCAUCACAGAUGUUUUUCGGCGCUUUCGGACGAUUUGCACUGUUGUAAUGCAUGUAAAUAUGGCAUAUUUUACACAGCCGGUGUAAUAUAUAUAUGGUUGUAAUUCAAAGUGUAUUUUUAGGUUCUGUUUUCUAGUACGUUCCAUUUUGAGUUUCAGGGAUUCUCGUGUGUUUUGUGGCGGCGAGGACCGUUAAUGAGUGGAGAGUGGCUUUGGAGAGAAAGUGAGGUGAAGCGGUGAAAGAGCGUCGAGCAGAUUUAAAAACCUCAAGUCGUGUUUAUCAGUGGAGACAUAAAAAAAGGAAGAAGCUCAGAUCUAAACUGCUGAGAGAGUGAACCUGGAGUUUUUCUCACACCUGCAGUCUAACAAGUGCAAUUUUUCUGUACAUAGCUGACGCCAGAAGACGUUUGUUAAAAGUCGGCCUUUUGACCAUUUGAGCCUUGAUGUGGUCGAGCAGGAAUUCUCUCUUUUUUGUAAAUGUUUUUUUUUUUUUUACUACCAGGUACGAAGCCACUCGAGGGCAAUAAAUUCAGUUUGCGGAGCAUGAGAGCGCACUUUCUCAGUAACUGUACGGAGGGGAUGGAUGGAUGGGUGGGUGUUGUUUCUGUUCUCGGUAACUGCACCUUCAUCCGUCGUGUGAGCGAAAAGCGAGAUGAGAAGUGAAGCUUUUUCUAUGAGAAGCUGCAGGAUGAAGUGUUUGGUGCGUCUCGGGUCGUCUUGUCCUUCUGCAACUGACCCGAGUUCAGCUUUUCUCAUUGUAACUGAACUACUGAGUCCAGUGAGACGAUAAAAUGCACAUCUGUUCUCACCUCUUAUUUAUUAUUUACCCCUCGGAUUUCUAAUAUGCUUUGGAAGUUUUACUGUAACCGUGCAGGUGACUUUAUGUAUAUAUUUAUGUUGGACUUUUGGAUCAGGUCUAGGACAGUUGGUUUAAAAAGGCCUCUGUGUUAUCAUGCAACUGAUCUCAUGCUUAACUUAAAUUGGAGUUUAUUUUGAAAGAAUUAUAUUAUAUGGAUUAUUAUUUUGGAGAAGAUUAAGAUUUGCUAAUAGUCUAAUAGCGUUAUAGAUUUGUUUUUCCCUAAAAGGUCCCGGACGUAAUGGGACAUUAUAUAUAGGAAAUGUUACUUUAUGACUUAGACUUACUGUAACCAAAGGAAGAAUUAAUUUUGAAAUUGUCCUUUAAGAAACGCUCAUAAUUCAUCUUGGAGAAUGUAUUUUCAAUACGACAUUGGCAUUUUGGCCACAAUGCUCAGACUUUAGAAGCACAACUUUCAAAAAUACGACAAACCCAUAACAUAUGAAUUUAACUACAUUUGGUUCUAACUGCACAGUCCAGAAGCCAUACUGAUUUAAAACAAGUGGUAAUAUUUCUAUGAAAUGUAUUUUUUUUCUUUUGUAUUAUAAUCUGUAAAUGUGUGAAGUUGUUACUAAAAGCUGAAACUGUUUUUUUUUUCUAUACAACCUUUUACAAAACAUGUUUUAAGUCCAGUUACAGUAUUUUGGUCGAGUAUCUAAUUCAGCUACUCAUUCAGUGUCUACUUUUUUUUCUCUUUUUACAAACUUGCAGGUGACCAGUGAUAAAGUUUUACUGUUCAACUCCUAAUCACCACAAAUACAAGUUGGCAAAAUGUGCAUGUUUAAUUAUCAGAAUAACUUGGUACACUUGCUAAAAUUGAACUUGAUCCAUCUCUGUAGCUUCUGUACUCAUCCAUUUAGUUGCAUCCUCUUCUUCAUUGUGGUCAGCAGCGUUUACUCUGCUCAUCUAAAGUUGCAAUAAAUUUUAUUUUUGCAUAAUUGAAA
Messenger RNA from Hippoglossus stenolepis (Pacific halibut), 6001 nucleotides. RefSeq names its product RHO family interacting cell polarization regulator 2 (gene ripor2). NCBI's taxonomy places the organism in Eukaryota, Metazoa, Chordata, Actinopteri, Pleuronectiformes, Pleuronectidae. The record is from RefSeq and is a predicted model, not a curated record. The coding region runs from base 292 to 3651 and encodes 1119 amino acids. The transcript is spliced from 23 exons.